Linderina pennispora is the source of this 846-nucleotide messenger RNA. Its product is annotated as exosome non-catalytic core subunit RRP4. Gene Ontology annotation, biological process: TRAMP-dependent tRNA surveillance pathway; poly(A)-dependent snoRNA 3'-end processing; U4 snRNA 3'-end processing. The record is from RefSeq and is a predicted model, not a curated record. Lineage: Eukaryota; Fungi; Kickxellomycota; Kickxellomycetes; Kickxellales; Kickxellaceae. Gene Ontology annotation, molecular function: RNA binding. The transcript has a single exon. The coding region runs from base 1 to 846 and encodes 281 amino acids. Gene Ontology annotation, cellular component: cytoplasmic exosome (RNase complex); nuclear exosome (RNase complex).
AUGGACGCCGGGGCGUCGAACAUCAUCUCGCGCAUCGUGACGCCUGGCACACUGAUCACCAGCGACAAUGCAUACAUGCGCGGACACGGCACAUUCGCCGAGCACGAGUCGAUCUACUCGUCAGUAGCUGGCGCCGUUGAGCGCGUCAACAAGCUGAUCUCGGUGCGUCCCCUGAAGCAGCGGUACGGCGGUGAGAUUGGCGAUAUCGUCGUGGGCCGGAUCACUGAGGUAUCCUCGAAGCGGUGGCGUGUGGAUGUCAACGCGCGCCAGGACGGCGUGCUCCUUUUAUCGUCAAUCAUCCUCCCUGGCGGCAUCCAGCGCCGCAAGUCCGAAUCCGACGAGCUGCAGAUGCGCAGUUUCUUUGCCGAGGGUGAUCUUGUAUACGCCGAGGUGCAGUCGUAUUUCGCUGACGGCGCCCUGUCGCUGCACACGCGGUCUGUGCAGUACGGCAAACUGCGCAAUGGCACUAUGGUCGCUGUGUUCCCGCAGCUGGUCCCGCGCAGCCGCACCCAUUUGCAUCGGUUGCCAUGUGGCGUCGAUGUCGUGCUGGGUGUCAAUGGGUAUAUCUGGAUCAGCAAGCACGUGUCGGCCGCCAAGGUCGAGGCGAACGCAGAGCACAUGUACUCGGAUCAGAACGAGCUCAUUUCGGAUGAGGAGCGCGAGACUAUUGCCCGGGUCGCCAACUGCAUCCGUCUACUCAACCGCAUGUAUGUCAAGAUCACUGAGACAUCGAUCAACUUUGCCUAUGAGUCGAGUCUGCCGCACGCCGUCAAGGACUUGCUCAAGACCGACAUUGCCCAGGAGUUGGCCGACAGCGUCAAGGCGCAGCUUCUGCAGCAGGCAUAA